Molecule: messenger RNA, 519 nt
Organism: Dentiscutata erythropus
Lineage: Eukaryota; Fungi; Glomeromycota; Glomeromycetes; Diversisporales; Gigasporaceae
Source: the annotation of a GenBank genome assembly
AUCAUUGCUGAAUUAUGGGUAAAUACAUAUGUAGGCGAUGAUAUCGAUCGCAUUGAGAUAAGAUCUGAAGAAGAAACUACCAGAGCUAAUCAAUCCUACAAUUAUAGGCAGGUCGUUAUGGUCACAUACGGUAGAGCUAUUGAUAUGCGUGGAAUGUGCAGCGCUGGUCAAAAAAUGUUAGCAUUAAUUAUAAUUAGAUUGGCAUUGACAGAAACUUCUUGUAUAAAUUGUGGUGUUUUCGUUCUUGAUGAACCUACCACAAAUCUUGAUGAAGGAAAUAUUGAAAAUUUGGCGGCUGGCUUACGAGGAAUACUUGAAUCUCGUCGAGGGCAGUCAAACUUUCAGUUGAUUGUCAUCACUCAUGAUGUCAACUUAUCAAGAAUGAUAGGGAAGCUCAAUAUUCUGAUAAGUUUAAUAAGUUUAUCAAAGUUUCGAAGAGAAAGCAAUGGUUAUAGCUCUGUUAGGAAAAAAUAUUGGCAAUUACCAGGAUCAGAUAAUGAAGAAAACGAUAGCGAAUAG